Messenger RNA from Oldenlandia corymbosa var. corymbosa, 897 nucleotides. The record is from the annotation of a GenBank genome assembly. NCBI's taxonomy places the organism in Eukaryota, Viridiplantae, Streptophyta, Magnoliopsida, Gentianales, Rubiaceae.
AUGAGUGGUAGAUUGGAAUGCUUCUCCAUCGCACUUUUAUUCCUCAAUCUCGCCUUCGCCGAUCAAAUUAUUCCAGCUCAUACCGGGGCAUCUUUCAGUCGAAGUUCUCGAGAACCAAAGUAUAAAAUUGAAUUCCAUCCAGAAGAUGCACCUUUUCACCCUGAUGAGGAUCAAGAAUCUAUGAUUAUGCCAAACAAAAAUGGGGAGAAAUUUCUCUGCUUUCUACCUCGAGUGGAGAAAGCUAAGAGCGGAAAACCGGUUAAUCAACAGAAUACCAGCAGUUUGAUCUUGGAGUCUGAAAGACGCAUCAAAUUGAAGACACCAGAUGAGCUGCUCGAAGUAUUGAAAGAUCGUUGCUUUCUCAGGCAAGAGGGGUGGUGGUCAUAUGAAUUCUGUUAUCAGAAGAAGCUUCGACAAAUUCAUGUGGAGGAUGAUAAGGUGGUGCAAGAAUAUAUUUUGGGAGUAUAUGAUGCUGAAGCUACUGAAGCAUACCACCAAAACCGAUCUGAUAUCUCAACUCUGAAAGAUCCUCGCUCAAAAGAUGCAUCACAAAGGUAUCAUGCGCAUCAAUUUACAAACGGAACUGCGUGUGAUUUAACAAAUAAACCUCGAGAAACAGAGGUGAGGUUUGUCUGCUCGGAGCCGAGAGCUAUGAUAAGUUCUAUCACAGAAUUAUCAACUUGCAAGUAUGCUUUAACAAUUCAGUGCCCAACCCUUUGCAAGCAUCCAUUUUUCCAGGAAGAAAGGCCUGUAUGGCAUACCAUUAACUGCAAUGUACUCCCAAAAGAUUACAAGGAAUCUAAGGUUGAGGGCUCCAACUUUCAGGACGAGGCGAUUUCUAUGGUGACAGAUUUUGGAUAUCCUUCUGCUUUUGAUUCUGAGGAGUCAGCAACAUAG